AUGGAGUUUCCCACUCUUCUCCCGGACUAUCUCAGCGAGCGUAACUCGGUGUCCGUGACUCCUUUCAAUGAUACAAUAUUUGAGGAUCUGCUUUCUGUGCCUUCCAAAAGCAACGAGACCAGCAGGGUUGCAACCAGGGACACUACAAGUCUCGUCAUCGCGGUUUGCAUCACGGCUCUCUACUCUCUCAUCUGCGUGGUGGGACUGGUGGGAAACGUGCUUGUAAUGUACGGGGUGGUCAGGUACACCAAGAUGAAGACAGCCACCAACAUUUACAUCUUUAACUUGGCUCUGGCUGAUGCGCUCGCCACCAGCACCCUUCCCUUCCAGAGUGCCAAGUACCUGAUGAGCACGUGGCCUUUUGGGGAGCUCUUGUGUAAACUGGUCAUUGCCAUCGACUACUAUAACAUGUUCACCAGCAUCUUCACGCUCACCAUGAUGAGCGUGGAUCGCUACAUCGCCGUGUGUCAUCCGGUGAAGGCCCUGGACUUCCGGACGCCCGCCAAAGCCAAACUCAUCAACGUCUGCAUCUGGAUCCUCUCCUCUGCUGUCGGAGUCCCAGUGAUGAUCAUGGCUGUUACCAAGGUGACAGAUACAGGAAUCACUGUGUGCAGUCUUGCAUUUCCUAAACCAGAAUGGUACUGGAAAACAGUGACAAAAAUCUGUGUAUUCAUCUUUGCCUUUGUGGUGCCUGUCCUGGUCAUCACCAUUUGCUACAGUCUGAUGAUCCUGCGUCUUAAGAGCGUCCGUCUGCUCUCUGGCUCCAAAGAGAAGGACAGGAACCUACGGCGGAUCACCCGCAUGGUCCUGGUUGUUGUGGCAGUUUUCAUCAUCUGCUGGACUCCCAUUCACAUCUUCAUCAUUGUCAAGACCAUGGUGGAUAUUGACCACAAGAACCACCUCGUCAUGGCCAGCUGGCACGUGUGCAUAGCACUGGGCUAUGCCAACAGCAGUCUGAACCCUGUGUUGUAUGCCUUUUUGGAUGAGAACUUCAAGAGGUGCUUCAGAGAUUUCUGCCUGCCCUAUCGCUCCCGCUUGGAUCAGAGCAGCUUCUCCAGAGCACGCAACAGCACACGGGAGCCUGCAUCUGUUUGCGCCCCUGCGCCGACAGUGAGGUCGCCUGCCUGACUAGACAUGGAUCAGUUGGGUGGGAGAGCAAUGCAGGAUGACCUCCAGACUGAAGUCACACAGUUCUCCACCACAGGAGUCUGAAUCUACACAUGUGGGCUUCUGAUCUGCUGUUUAAAACGAACGAUUGAUUGUGUUUUUUGUUUCGUAUAAUGAAACGUUUAUGUGCCACUAGGUUUCGAAGCACAGUUCUUUUGGGAUUUUCUUUCAGGAUGAUCACAAACAUGCCAGUGUGUGCCUGUGCAUGACAACGUAUAAAAAAAUGUACAUAUUUUAUCAGAUUGUGUAAAAAUGCACACAGGAACAACCCAUCUGAACAGUA
Archocentrus centrarchus (flier cichlid) is the source of this 1450-nucleotide messenger RNA. It is a transcript of the gene oprd1b, whose product is annotated as opioid receptor, delta 1b. The transcript is spliced from 3 exons. The coding region runs from base 1 to 1128 and encodes 375 amino acids. Gene Ontology annotation, molecular function: neuropeptide binding; G protein-coupled enkephalin receptor activity. Lineage: Eukaryota; Metazoa; Chordata; Actinopteri; Cichliformes; Cichlidae. Gene Ontology annotation, biological process: neuropeptide signaling pathway; G protein-coupled opioid receptor signaling pathway. The record is from RefSeq and is a predicted model, not a curated record. Gene Ontology annotation, cellular component: neuron projection; plasma membrane.